AUGUAGGAAUUAGAAGAGUUCUUAGAAAAAUAAAAGGAUUUAAAUAUCAAUAUGCUGACAGACAUACUGCAAACCUAAAGUCUCAUCCAACAUAAUUUGUCUAUUGGAUUGGACUCUCUAAAAAAAUGCAUCGAAAAUUUGCCUACUAAAAUUGUCCCCAAACAGGGAUUGUAAUCCAGAAUAACCAUACAUAGACAGAACCAACAUCAAUUUAUUUUGAGCCAAUUGAAUCAUAAGAAUUUUAUAUCAUACUUGAAUUUAGAAGAGGAGAUCAAGGAAAUCUAUAGAGACAGGAUGUUCAAUCUGUCCGUUAGUUUGAGAGACAUGAAUGGGGAUCUUAUACAGGAUGAAGACUGUCCUAUUUUCUUGAGAAUAUACACAUCGGAGAAAUUUCCAAAGGAAGUUGAUUCAAAUAUAAGAGGGAAACCAAUAUUUAAAGGAUAAACUAAAAUACUAUUUAGAGGAAAAGGUGAAUUUUAAAGAAUCUCCAUCACUGAAGUUUCCUCUCAUUUCCCUUCAGGAAAAUUUCUUUUAGUGAUAUUUUCGGAGAAAUCUUACAUCAAACCCUACAUAAUUGAUAAUUUAAUUGUUAAAGCGAAAAAAUUGCUCAAAUGA
Paramecium tetraurelia is the source of this 615-nucleotide messenger RNA. RefSeq lists its product as uncharacterized. The record is from RefSeq and is a predicted model, not a curated record. The transcript has 4 exons. Lineage: Eukaryota; Ciliophora; Oligohymenophorea; Peniculida; Parameciidae.